Molecule: messenger RNA, 724 nt
Organism: Cuscuta campestris
Lineage: Eukaryota; Viridiplantae; Streptophyta; Magnoliopsida; Solanales; Convolvulaceae
Source: the annotation of a GenBank genome assembly
AGUUAUAUACUCUCAUAUUCAUAAGUUUGAAUUGUAUUUUUGAGAAAGUAUACUUUCUUUCUACACCGGCUAAGUUUUGUUCUUCAUUUUUAUAUUCUAGCCGUUGUGUAGAAUCCUCUUUUGUGUUCUUCAAACACACCUUCUUACGGUCGAGAAUAGCCGUUAAAUUCUCACGUUGUAACGGUCAAGGAUAGCCGUAUAAAUCCUUGGGUAAAGGUUCAAGGAUAACCUUUGAAAUCCUUGGGGGAACGGAUUAUCUUCGGAGGACAAGAGGAAACUAUCCAUGAACGCAAAGGCAAUCAAUAUUCUCCAUUGCUCUCUCGGCCCCGAUGAGUUUGCACGAGUAUGUUCAUGCAAAACGGCCAAAGAGGUAUGGGACUUGCUACAAGCUACUCAUGAAGGCGACGUCUCAACUAAGCAAACAAUGAUUGCCCUUGGGAAUUCGGAAUACGAAUCCUUCAAGAAAGGGCCAUGUGAGACAAUCCAAGACAUGAACAAGAGGUUCAACGAGAUUGUCAACAAAUUGAGUUAGUUGGGUAAGACAUAUACUACUUCCGAGCUUAAUACGAAAAUUCUAUUUUCUUUACUUAAAGAAUGGCAUAGUAGUAUAGUGGAUUUAUUACCCAAAUGUGAUAUGGCCGAAACCGCCCACAUUUGGUCUUCCUUGUAUUCUCACGAACUUUUGUUGAGAAAGAUCAAAGAGGAAGAAAUGCGUGAAAAUCCC